CUUUCGAGUGAGUGCAUUUUCAUAAUUGGAGCGUGCGUGCGGUCGAUGCGAGUGGGUUGUUGGCGCCGACACUGACACCACGACUGCAACAUAAGACGCCAGCAUAAAGAGCAGGCGUCACGUGAGACUGAGACUCGCGAGAGAGCGAGCGAGUGAGUGGCCGGCCGCUUCAGCCGCGGAUUGAGAGUGAGUGUGGUCGCCGGGCGAGAGUCGAGAGCGUGUGUGCGCGGAUUAACAUUUAUUUUUGCCCCUGCCACUACUGCUGCUGUUGUUUACAAAGGCGAAUCUGCAUAAUGCGCUGAGACAGGGUCAAUCGCAUCGCGUGCAAAUAAGACGCAAGAGAUUUUCACAGCACUACCGCACGACAAUAAACAAACAUUGAUUCCAAUGCGGAGUGGGAAUGCCACAGGAUAGUGAGUAUAUGCAUCGGGUGGAUGGAUAUUAAAACGAGUGUGGCGCGGAGAGGCCGCAGGUGCGACGGAUUAAUUACUAGAAGAUCCAUUCGGUGCCGCACGCCUCGAGUGUUACCAUUAUGCGGAACGACAGUCGCUUUUCUCGCACCACCAUGGACGUUCCCGGGGGCCCACUGAUCAUGCCCCGGCCGCCGCCCCCGUACACCACCGACAAGGACGAGAUCGAGGUGCUCGUCACGUCCACCUUCCUGCCCAGCUAUGACGCCAUCAGGAAGGGAAGUUCGUCAGAGUGCGAGAUCAGGACCGAGGUCCGCAAAAAAAUACUCAGGGACUUAGGCCCGCCGAAACCGACAAAGACGAACUGGUGCGCCAUUCUGCUGGCGUUUCUCUCAGGCGUGUUCUUCACCCUGUGCUCGGCUUUGGUGAAGGGGCUUGAGUCAAUAGAUCCGAUGGAGCUCCUGGUCCUGAGGUCGUCCAUCCAGGUGGCCGCGAUGCUGCCCAUCGUAGCCUACAGAGGCCGCAACCCCUUCGGACCCCCAGGGCUGAGGCUCCUCCUCGUUUUGCAGGGCAUCGUCGGCGGAGUGACGCUGGUGCUGCUGUUCUUCUCUUUCCGGAGACUUCCCCUGGGAGAUGCAACCUCCAUCAUUUUCAGCUCGCCGGUGUUUGUGCUGCUGCUAUCGUUUUUAUGCCUCAGAGAACCUUGCGGUUUUUUCCGCACCCUGAUCGUGUUCCUACUGGUCACCGGCGUCGUGCUCAUUUCCAAGCCGCCUUUGAUCUUCCACCAGGGCGAGGUGGAGAAUUACGACGGCUUAGGAUACUCAGCGGCGAUUUUGGGUGCCCUCUUCACCGCGAUCAACAUUGUUGUGAUGCGCCGGUGUAAGGAGGUGCACUACUCGAUCCUCGUGCUGCACUUUAGCGCCUGGUCCCUCGUGGUGGCCACGAUUCUCACGCAAAUCCACGGUCCCUGGACGACGGGAGGGCCAUUGCGACACGCAUCGCUCAUGCACUGGGGCCUCGCCAGCCUGGUCGGAGUCACGGGACUGCUGGGUCAAGUUCUCCUCGCGCGCGCUCUCAGCAUGGAGGGCGCCGGCAAAGUGGCAGUCACGAGAUCACUUGAUAUAGUGCUCGCUUUCGUUUUGCAGAUUGCAUUUUGGGAUGAAGUUCCCGACUGGAUGGGCGCUCUUGGAGCCUGUUUAGUGUGCAUCUGUGUGGCAGCAAUGGGCGCUGAAGCGCAAUUGACGCAGGUUGCUGCUACGAUACCUUGAUUCCGAUCAACAACGCAUGUGUUUGUACUCAUAAAGUUCAUUUCUCCAUAUUUGUAUCAUAUUUAUUUGCAAUAGUUCAACUGUUGGCACCGCCAUUUAAAUUAAACAUAAGACCUUGUGUAAUUGAAAGCAAAAGUAAAAUCAACGUUCACACAC
Cloeon dipterum is the source of this 1834-nucleotide messenger RNA. RefSeq names its product solute carrier family 35 member G1-like. The coding region runs from base 533 to 1678 and encodes 381 amino acids. NCBI's taxonomy places the organism in Eukaryota, Metazoa, Arthropoda, Insecta, Ephemeroptera, Baetidae. The record is from RefSeq and is a predicted model, not a curated record. The transcript has 6 exons. Gene Ontology annotation, cellular component: membrane.